AGUUAAUUCGCAGAUGAGCAGCUCAACUUUCUUCUUCUAAUUGCUUGCUUACUCUAACAGGUUUUUCCAUUUUAUGUAGAUUUGAACCUUUUCACUUUUUGUUCUUGAAUUUUAGAGGAAAGCAAAAAGAAAUUAACACUAUAAAUUUAGCAUCCGGUCAAAAUCAAGAUUAUAAGGUACUGGGAGAAUUGGGAGAGAAAAUGGGUCAGGCAAUUCGUCGAGCAGCUGGAAGAAUUGGGAGUACGAAAGUCGAUACGACGCCAUCACAGCUGAAAGAAUCUGUUGAAGUGAGGCCGCCGCCGGAGAAGUUGAAGGUCGACAAUGCCGGUUCCGCCUCCACCGGGAGCAUGCCAAAAGUUAAUUCUGAGAAUGUUCUUGAAGAGCGAGAUCCUCAAUAUGAUUCCAUGCUUGGUCAUAUGGUUGGGAGGAUUCGAACUAAGCCUGGAGGGAAACUUGAGAUGGGUGAGGCAUUUGUAGUGGAGAAAUACGAUAGGCCUUUACCAAAAGUAAGGAAUACAACACCCGAGUCAGGCAGAUACGAGGAAAGGCCUGCUCUUCCAGGAACCUUAAAUGUGGCACAGCUGCGCCACAUAAUGCUUCUUUAUCAAGGCAAGGCUGAUGACCACAAUGGACCUAUGCGUAUCACACAAAUUGCUGAGCGGUUCCGGAUUGAUGUUGCACAGGUUGAGAAGAUCCUGCAGUUUGUAUCACUUCCUCCAGAGGACAGUCGUAGAAAGAAAAAUGAUCAGUACUGACCUUUUGACUUGUUUGUCAUUUUCUGCCUGCCUGCAUAUGAGAAACGGGAUUUUUGUUUAUGAUUGUGAAGCGCUGAAUUUAUUAAAAGCCAGGGUUUCUGAUUACGAUUUGAGCAUUAGAGACUGGUUUUGUUUCGCCAAAUUUUAUUAGGUUGUUCAGCAAUAAUCAUGACUGGGCGGUUGAUCAACCGUACAAACGGCCAAUGUCUCUGUUAUCAGUCAUAACCAGGGCCGGCCUCCUUUUCUUUCAA
Messenger RNA from Coffea eugenioides, 1006 nucleotides. RefSeq lists its product as uncharacterized. The record is from RefSeq and is a predicted model, not a curated record. The transcript is spliced from 3 exons. Lineage: Eukaryota; Viridiplantae; Streptophyta; Magnoliopsida; Gentianales; Rubiaceae. The coding region runs from base 201 to 755 and encodes 184 amino acids.